UCCUAGCUAGACAUCCCAAGACUCACUCUUACUGGCAACAAGAUCGACUGGUCCACACCAUGCUCAACGCCUACCCUACCGCCAUCGAUGUCCGACGAGCUUGUCGUUCAGGCGCCUUUCGCGAGCCCACCGCAGGACAGUGUCCCGGUUACACGCAAACCAACCUGAUCGUCUUGCCUGAGAAACACGCUGCGAGUUUUCGUACGUUGUGCGAGCGCAACCCGGUCAGUUGUCCUCUGGUCGGUGAAACGAGAGGUAAUGGGGACCCUCGAUUUCGUACCCCAUUGGGAGAGGACUCUGAUGUCCGAUUCGAUGCUCCUGGUUACAACGUCUACGAGAACGGAAAGCUCUUGCAUGACGAUAUCCCAGAUAUCAGGGACUACUGGCAAGACGACAGUGUCGGCUUCUUGAUCGGUUGCUCUUUCACUUUCGAACAGGCGCUAUGUGACGCAGGGUUGACACCACGACAUAUGAUCACGGGUGCCAACGUCCCGAUGUACAAAACCAACUAUCCCUUGCUGCCCGCCGGAGUCUUUCGCGGCGAGAUGGUCGUCUCGAUGAGGCCGUACAAAAGGGCGGAUGUCGAGAGGGUCCGUGAUAUCACUAGGCCUUAUGUCAAGACACAUGGCGAACCGGUGGCAUGGGGUCCCGAAGGAAUGAAACAACUCGGUAUACACGACCUUUAUCGUCCCGAAUUCGGGGACGCUCCCGAGCCUUUGGCGGACGACGAGAUACCCGUCUUUUGGGGCUGUGGGGUCACGCCUCAACAGGUGAUCAUGUCGAGUCCGCAUGUCAAUGGCUUCGUCAUGGGUCACGCUCCGGGCAAGAUGAUCUGCGUAGAUCUCCCUGUCGCUGCGGUUCUGAGCUCUUAGUAUGCCACAUUGUACAGGUUACGAAGUAUUGCUCAAGUUCGCGCGUUGCCACUGUAUUUUGCAUUGUACCCCUAUUCGAUUCCGGAUUCUCAAGCGUUCCCUUGCAAACAGGCACCUGACAAAUGGCUCAGACGCAUCCUGCUUCAAACAAUGGCUCAGCUGACAAAGUGCUAUCUUCGAUUGCGAAGCUCGUGUUCCUGUA
This is a messenger RNA of Filobasidium floriforme, 1074 nucleotides long. Its product is annotated as DUF1445. The record is from RefSeq and is a predicted model, not a curated record. The transcript is spliced from 5 exons. Gene Ontology annotation, biological process: glutamate metabolic process. Gene Ontology annotation, molecular function: D-glutamate cyclase activity. Bases 60 to 872 code for a protein of 270 amino acids. NCBI's taxonomy places the organism in Eukaryota, Fungi, Basidiomycota, Tremellomycetes, Filobasidiales, Filobasidiaceae.